UAAUUCAGUGAAAAUAUUAAGAUAAACUAAACUAAUUUAAAACUAAAAAAACUAAACCAAUAUAUGGUGCCUUUAAACAAUUUACUUGAAACGCAUCGUAUACUUACACGCGCACAGUGAAAUAUUUUAUCGCGAGGAAAUAUCACAUGCGUUCUGUUUUCUAGAAAUGUAAAUGUAAUCAUCAUAGAAACAAGUCACACAUAACACUGUAGUGUCAUAAAAACGAAACGCCACCCAAUUGCAUACAAACAAUUCAAUGAGAUAAAAGAACAAAAAAAAUAAAUUGUAAUAAAAUUGCAUAAGGAUUUUGUGCGUAUCCCGAUUUCACAUCACUUGAAUCGUUUGAUAAAUUUAAUGUAUGCAUAGAACUUUUUUUCCGCAACGAACACCAGAAAAGUGUUAAUCAGUGCGUAAGCGAAAUUUUAGAGCAAGAGUAGUAGUGUGAAUGCAUAAGUGCUUGUAUGUAUUACAGCAAUAUUUCAGAGCAUGCUUUGCGGGAUUUGAUUAUAAAGAAAUUUAUAGCAUACUUCCGCUAAUAAUAAGAAAGUGCUGAAGAGAAUAAUCAAUGCUUAAAACGUAGCAGUAUGCAAUUAAUCUAAUCUACCACCUAGAAGCAGUAGCAGCAGCAUAUUAACAUUAUCCUCUCUACCCCAUAAAGAAAGGAGAACGCAGUUGCAUACAGCCAUCACUCUCAGAAAGAUUCAUUGCUUCCCUCAAAUUUUACAUUAGCAUAGCAGCAGCAAAGUAAAAGAAAUAAAAGACGUUACUUGUAACGAUUCAAAAGUUACCAACUGCUCCGCGUGUAGCAAUUAUUUUAUUCAGUGUUAACAUUGUAAGCAUUAUAAGCUACACAAAAUGACCACAGAUUUGCUAUUUCCGAAAAUUGCUGAUUGCUCUUACGUCUCCUGCUAUUGCGAAGAAAAUGUUUGGAAACUUUGUGAACAAGUGAAGAAAACACGUAUCGAUGAGCUGAAUAAAUGCUAUGCCGUGUUUGUAUCGAAUGAGGGUCGCACGGUACCAUUAUGGCGCCAGAAAGCAGGACGUGGCGAUGACCAAGUUGUGAUAUGGGAUUAUCAUGUAUUUUUUAUGCACAAUCCUUCGCCUAAUAGAUGUUUGGUAUUCGAUUUGGAUACAACCCUACCAUUUCCCACAUAUUUUCACAAAUAUGUAACGGAAACCUUUCGCUCAGAUUUAGCACUAAGACCAGAACAUCAUCGAUUCUUUAGAGUUAUAUCUGCUGAAACAUAUUUAAUGGAAUUCAGUUCGGAUCGAAGGCAUAUGCGAAGACCGGAUGGUAGUUGGAUUAAACCGCCACCUUCCUAUCCUCCUAUACAAUCAAAUAGCAAUGUUCACAGUUUGGGUGAUUUCAUCUGUAUGAGCCCCGGCAAAGGGCCUGGCACCGUUUAUAGUUUGUCAGAAUUUGUGCAAACUUUCUAUAAAUCGCCAAAUGUGGUGGCGCAACAGAACAACAAAUAAUAACCAUUGGCUAACAGAUCUAGUUAAACCUAAUUCUUAAGAAAAAUCACAUUUAAGUCAAACGACAAAAGAAAAGAAAACCAAGAGAGACCUAAAAAAAAAGCGAAUAUAAUUCCGCAUCCUCCUUAAGGCACACCACCACCACCACCACCACCAACUUCAUUCAAAAAUCCACAUAGAUUUUCUU
Messenger RNA from Glossina fuscipes, 1663 nucleotides. It is a transcript of the gene tun, whose product is annotated as protein N-terminal glutamine amidohydrolase. Gene Ontology annotation, cellular component: nucleus; cytosol. Bases 856 to 1476 code for a protein of 206 amino acids. The transcript is spliced from 5 exons. The record is from RefSeq and is a predicted model, not a curated record. Gene Ontology annotation, molecular function: protein-N-terminal glutamine amidohydrolase activity; protein-N-terminal asparagine amidohydrolase activity. NCBI's taxonomy places the organism in Eukaryota, Metazoa, Arthropoda, Insecta, Diptera, Glossinidae.